Molecule: messenger RNA, 2046 nt
Organism: Akanthomyces muscarius
Lineage: Eukaryota; Fungi; Ascomycota; Sordariomycetes; Hypocreales; Cordycipitaceae
Exons: 4
Coding region: 1-2046 (681 amino acids)
Molecular function (GO): FAD binding
Source: RefSeq, a predicted model, not a curated record
AUGAAUUCCAACUCAUCGACUUUCGAGAGUAAAACCGAUGUACUCAUCAUUGGUGCCGGGCCUGCAGGGCUUAUGGCUGCUUGGUGGAUGGCCCGUUGUGGCAUUGCCGCACGCAUUGUCGACAAGCGUGGCGUUAAAGUGAUCAACGGACACGCUGACGGCCUGAGGCCAAGAACCGAAGAACUCUUUGACAGUAUGGGCAGCGGCCUUAUGGAAAAAGUAAACGAAGAAGGCUACAUCUUUGAAAACUUAAAGACAUGGAUUCAAGACCAGGACAAGAAAAUCAGCAGAGCUUCUGUGGAAAAGCUGAUGGACGACCAUGUCGGUGAUUUGCCUUCUCCGUUUUUGAACAUUACCAUUUCCCAAGGACGCAUCGAGCGUUUUCUACUCGACGCCAUUCAUGAGCUUUCCGAGGGGAGGCUGCAUGUCGAGCGCGGAGUCGUCGCCGAGUCUCUGGCUUAUGAUCCUUUGCUCGAACCGGACCACGGUGCCUAUCCAAUUACGAUAAACCUGCGCACUCUCCCGGACAGCGAAGCCAAUCCGAAGCCGGCAGAUGGCGCAUUUGGCGGACGUGAUGUUUUGGCAACAGCCAACUUGCCACCUGACGAAUCGCAAAACGGACAGGCAUUUAAUCGCACGCCAGACGUAGUCGAGACCGUCAAGGCCCGCUACCUGAUCGGCAGUGAUGGUGCUCAUAGCUGGCUCAGGGAACAACUCGGUUACAGAACCGAGGGCUCUCAGACUGAUUCAAUUUGGGGGGUCAUGGACAUUGUCCCAAUGACCAACUUUCCCGACAUCUAUUAUCCUUGCCUCGUCAAAGGCGAGCUAGGCACACUGAUGGUGGUUCCGCGCGAGCGCAACCUGACACGAAUCUACGUUCCUUUUCCUAAUGACCACGCGAGCGAGCGAUUCGACCGCUCAUCAAUCACUCUGCAGCGAAUUUCAGACAAGGCAAAAAAGUUCUUUGAGCCUUACGAGUUUGACUUCACAGUGUGCGAGUGGUGGAGCGUGUACCAGGUCAGCCAGCGAGUCGCGGAGCGCUGCGGCCAUCCGGGCAACCGCAUGUUUCUCGCCGGUGAUGCCGUGCACAUGCAUUCCCCCAAGGUCGGACUAGGUAUGAACACGAGCAUGCAGGACGGCUUCAAUCUCGGCUGGAAAAUUGCACUUGCAGCGUCCGGGGCUGUCCGCGCCGAAAGCGCGCUCCUUGAUACGUACCAAGCCGAGCGCCUCCCCGUCGGGCAGAAGCUGGUCCGGUUUGACCAUUCGCUAUUCAGCAGCAGCGGCGGUCUGGAUCCCGCCGAGUUUCGAAGGCGCCACACCGAGUUCAAGGAAUUUGCGCAGGGCCGCAGACUGGAGUACCCGCAAAGCAUCCUGAUUGACAAGCAUGCGAGCACGCAGAGUGUUGCAGCAGGCCUGCCGGUGGGCGAGUCUUUCAAGCAUGCAAAGAUUUUGGGCCACGCAAAUUCGCAGCUGGCGUGGACGACAAAGGUGUUCAAGAGCGACGGACGGUUCAGGAUUGUGCUCAUGGCUGGGGAUGUGAGUGUCCCAGGUCAAAUGCAGAGAGUCGAGCAGUUUUGCGCACGUCUCGAGGCUGAAAAGCUGGGCGACAACGGAAAGGCCACUUCGUUGCUCCACACGCGCUACCAGUAUCCUUUCAAGACGUCUUCGAAUGCUGCAGAGCUCAGUCGGAGCACGGCGCAGCACCCGCACAUCACCUAUCGGCACGAGCGAGCGCCAAUGUCUUGUGUCUCUCUUGUGGCCAUUCAUACUGCGAUUGAUGCUCACGACACCCUGCCGCUGCUCGCCUUUCCCAGCGCCUUGCGAGGGCCAUUCGAUCCCAACUACCACGGCUGGGACGCCUCGCGCCUGUUCGUCGAUGCGCCCAUCCAUUACGACCGCUACUGCGACGGAUUGGCGUACAGUAGAUGGGGUGUUGACCGUUUGAGAGGAGCGGUGGUCGUGGUCAGGCCUGACAUGCACGUGGGAUGGGUUGGUGAGUUGGAAGAUGACGGACUUGAGAGAUAUUUCGCCAACUUGUUCAAAUAA